UGUUGUUUAUGAAAAUUAAGAUUGUGCAAGAAGAGUAUGGUUGGUUUUAUCCUGCCUGUCGUAAGUGUUUCAAGAAGGUCAUAGCUAAAAGUGAAUACUUACAGAAUGUUGAAAAUGUUUCGGAUGAUAUUCUUCAAAUGCCUGCGACUUCUUUGGUUUCUCCCAAAUCUCGUAGUGAAUGUACAUCCAUCACCACAAAGUUCAAGGUGCAAGUCUGGGUGCAAGAUGAGAGUGGUAGUGUUUCUCUUGUUACGUUUGAUAGAGAUGUCCAGAAGAUUCUUGGAUUAGCGGCGGGUGAUAUAAGAGAAAGGCAGGUGAAGGCGAAUGAUACUGAAUCUUUCCCGCAUGAGAUAUUUCGAUUGGUUGAUAAGAAGGUCACUUUUAAGAUUGUUGUUUCAGAAUUUAAUCUUAAAAAUGACUAUCCUGUUUAUACUGUCCAAAAAAACAUGUGAUGAUCCAGUAAAAUUGCUGAGUUGGUUGGUGGAGAUGAUAACGGUGAUGAAAAUGCU
Molecule: messenger RNA, 509 nt
Organism: Helianthus annuus (common sunflower)
Lineage: Eukaryota; Viridiplantae; Streptophyta; Magnoliopsida; Asterales; Asteraceae
Exons: 2
Coding region: 9-452 (147 amino acids)
Source: RefSeq, a predicted model, not a curated record